AUGACUUUAACAGGUACUGAAGGCCUUGAAAUAGCUGCUCAUAAUGUUUUGGUUAUUGUAGAAUCAAAAACAGAAAAAUCUUUUGUCGGAUCUUGUGGAAUGCACUCUCAAAUACUUAAAUCGAGUCAAGCACGAUCUGAAUAUGCAUUUGUUCAGGCACAGAUACCAUCAAAGAGUCCAUUUGUACCUAAUUGGACUCCAAAUUUAAAAUCAACGAAACCAGCAUCGAUUAACUACAAUUAUCUGUAUUUCGGAGAUGGAUUCUACAUGAUACCUGUCUCAAAGGCAGUGAAUUUGAGCUUUGUUUCAUACAGAACAGUUGUAUUUCAUAAUCCAACAGAUUUUUCUGGAAAAAUUUAUACUGCUGAUAAUAAAAAAUACACAGAUAUACUCGGUGAUACAAAUUAUGUGGGAACAAACCUCACAAAAACUUGUACAAUCACUAUUACACCAAAAUCUGAAUCAAAAAUUUUGUCAUUUUCGGUUUUGUCAGUUGACAAUGGCAGAUUUUCUGAUUGCGAGACUUUUGAUGUUUUUCUUGGUUCUGACACUUAUUUCCUUGCAGGAAGCAACGACGGACAAGCUCCGUUACCCGUAAAUAUGACUAUUUCGCAAACAACAAGUAGUUGUAUUUGGUUCACUUCACAUGACACUUUUUAA
Molecule: messenger RNA, 660 nt
Organism: Trichomonas vaginalis G3
Lineage: Eukaryota; Parabasalia; Trichomonadida; Trichomonadidae
Exons: 1
Coding region: 1-660 (219 amino acids)
Source: RefSeq, a predicted model, not a curated record